AUGGAGUUUUUGCACGCUUGCAUAGAUGAAAUAUGCACUUGUAAUGGACCAACGUUCCAAAAAUAUAGUAACGUAGAUUGGACGAAAAAUAUGUUUGACGAGGUGCGCAACUUUUUCCUAACAUUUUUACAAAAAACAAAUUGCUUGUAUAUAGAGGAGGAAAAAAUGCCAUUAGAAUAUCACGAGCUUCCAGAACACGUAAGAGAAAUCAUAUUAAUUUGUCUGAGAAUACGCAGAUCUCAACUAACCGAUGCACUAUUGUAUAAAUACUCGUGUAGACAUUUGCCGACUUUACUCAAUUUUGAUUGGAGAUUGAAGUAUAUCAUGGGCUCGAGUAAAAUGGCAACGUUAAAAGAGCCAUUACUACAAUUAGAUCUUAUUCUGCAAGAGAAAGAGACUCGAGAAAUCUUUGAGAUUGAAUUAAAUAAGGACGAAUUGGAAUCAUUCAUUAAUACGAUUGAAAGCAUAGCGAUAUGAUUUUACUGUCAUAAUAAUUUUUUCAAACAUUAAUAUAUUAUCGUUGAAUUAU
Molecule: messenger RNA, 529 nt
Organism: Ceratosolen solmsi marchali
Lineage: Eukaryota; Metazoa; Arthropoda; Insecta; Hymenoptera; Agaonidae
Product: COMM domain-containing protein 8
Exons: 4
Coding region: 1-477 (158 amino acids)
Source: RefSeq, a predicted model, not a curated record